This is a messenger RNA of Pediculus humanus corporis (human body louse), 1101 nucleotides long. RefSeq lists its product as uncharacterized. The record is from RefSeq and is a predicted model, not a curated record. The transcript has 3 exons. Bases 1 to 1101 code for a protein of 366 amino acids. NCBI's taxonomy places the organism in Eukaryota, Metazoa, Arthropoda, Insecta, Psocodea, Pediculidae.
AUGAGAAAAUCAAGACUGGUUAUUCAACCGACGAAAUGUCUCAAUCAAAUAGGAUUUUUAUUACUUUUUUUAUCAUGUCCGGUGUUGGGAGAUAUGGGAAGAAUACAACCUGAAAGUGAAGCAUCUCAUUUAGGGGGAACGUGUGGAUUUCAACGUGACACUUUUACAGGAGGAAAUGGGAAAAAAAAUUAUUUUCCUAUUAAAAUCUCCGAUCAAUGUCGACUCGAUUUGACUCACGAAAAAAGAAAAUUAUCCAUGGAUUUAAUUACAAGAGAAACAAAAUGGAGAAAUAACGAUGAAAUCAAUAACGCGGAGAAAAGAAUUCGAUUCGAAAAUGAAAGAAGGAGAAUCGAUAGAAGGAAAUCAAGCGAAGAAAGAUUUUCCGAUAGAAAAAUGGCGGCCGAACGAAGGGAAAUUCAAAAUUUUAACGAUCGUCGAUUUCAACGUUCCUACAGGAAUGAUUUGCAAGAGAGAAACGAUGAAGUUGGUAAUAGAAGAAAUAAAAGAGAACCGGAAGAUUCUACUUCGAACAGAAGAUUAUUGGCAGAUACGAGAGGUAGAAGAAUGGACACACGAAACAGGAGGAUGAUUAUUUCUUCAAAUCGUUUGAAUCGUAAUGGCGAUGAUUCGACCGUGAGAAAUAGAGAACGUUCCAGAGAAAAAAUGGAAAUUUCGAAAAAUACGUUGAAUUCGAGACGAAGAAUCGAUACUCGUUCGAGAAUUUCAACACUCGACGAUGAUUCGAGAGCGAGAAAAGAAAAAAUUUACGACGAUUCGAGAUUUAUACGAGAGAAAAGGGAAAACGAAAUGAAAAUUUCAGAAAAUCGGGAAAAUAAAAACGAAAGGAAAAUAAGAAUAAACAGCAGAAGAUUUUCUUACGGACACGAUAAAUCACAAGAAUAUAAAAUAAAUCGCGAUGGGCAUAAUUUAACGGUUAUUAAUGACGUCAGAGUUAAUAAAAAAACAACAACGAAAAAUUGGAAUUUAUUCGAUCGAAUAAAUGAUUUAAAGAUAAACGAUUGGACCGUGAAUUGUUUAAUCGGUGCUCUCGCUUACUAUACGACAACAGCAACAGCAACAACAACAACCAAAAAUUAUUAA